CGUAUUAAAAAAUCAAUAACCAUGAACCAAGAAAACACCUAGAAAAAUUACAUCUCACUUCUUUCAUCACUCCGAUUCCAUUCCAACGCAAAAAAUGGUGGCGAACCCCAAACCCUUAGCCACAGCCGGCGGGACAAUCCGAUCCAGAUUAAGUCAAGCCCUCCGAACCCGCGGCGGCGGAAGCUCCGGCAGAUGGACAAGUCCGGGUCACCAAGACCGACCCAACGGGUACCUCUUCAACCGAACUCCACCUCCGCCGGGUCAAUCUCGCAAAUGGGAAGAUUGGGAAUUACCUUGCUACAUCACCAGUUUCCUCACCAUUGUUAUCCUUGGUGUAGGGCUCAAUGCUAAGCCCGAUCUUACUCUCGAGACUUGGGCCCAUGAGAAAGCCCUUGAACGCCUCCAGGCCGAGCAGAUUGACUCCUCUGAGUAACUUCGAACCCCUUUAAACUAUUCUCUAUUCUUGUUUUAUAAUCGGAUAUUUAGGGUUUUUGUUUUGUUGAUGUAUGUAUGACGGGGUUGUAGUGGAGAAAAAAAAAAAGGGUUUCUGAACUAUUGACCCUUUUUUCAUUAGUUUGUUCAAAGUAUAUUUUGAUAUAUGAUUUGCUUUACUUUCAUGUCUUUUCAGUUGA
Amaranthus tricolor (Joseph's coat) is the source of this 632-nucleotide messenger RNA. RefSeq lists its product as uncharacterized. The transcript has a single exon. Bases 95 to 433 code for a protein of 112 amino acids. Lineage: Eukaryota; Viridiplantae; Streptophyta; Magnoliopsida; Caryophyllales; Amaranthaceae. The record is from RefSeq and is a predicted model, not a curated record.